CAAAGCUUUGAAGGCUGAAUCAUAGGCUAAUAGCUGUGACGCUCGACGAAUGGUGAUGUCAUUUUCAGAGAUCACAAGAUUCAAGGGAAAUCCCCUUUUUAAGACUCAUUUUACAUGCAGGUGAAUUACCGGGAAAUGAUAUAGCGGGCUUCAGGCCACGUAUAUCGGGCAGAAGUAGGCGUAAUAAAACCCGAUGAAGGGUUAAUUUGGCAGCAACUUGGUAUAUCGGGGUGACAGUAUAUCUUUCAAACUAUGAAGCCAUGGCACAGCAAGUAAUUCGACCGUCAACACCUCCAGCCUUUGACGAAAUACUCAACGAAAUCAGAUCAUGCCAUGCUAAAUCAGUGUCUCUAGCUUCGCAGGCUUUGGCACAAGAUGAUGCAAACAACAACGCAGACGCUAUGGCACUUUAUCUUCAGGCUUUGAGACAUAGUGAGAAUGGUUUGAGACACAAUAUCCACGAUUUUGAACAAUCCAGUGCAGGAUGGGAACAAGCCAGGCAGAUGCAAGAACAGAUCAUAUCAACCAUAGCUAAUAUAAGACAGAGAAUUUAUCAUUUACAAUCUUUUGAUGAAUCAGGUAAUCAAGAUGUUCCACAGCUCGAAAGCCCGCCUACAUAUUCUCUACAUGACCCCCUCUCAUCUCAGUCUGGUCCCCAAUUCCACGAUAGUGACAUUAUGGCCGAUCCACUUUUAUCUAUCGAGAGUGGCGCACAAAUAUAUUUUGUCUCAGCAGAGAGCCAAGUAGAAUCAAUGCCUCCGUCUUACCCAGCAUCCUUACAAAUUGUAUUAUUGAAGGAAGAUUCUGUAACACCAGGGGGACCUCAAGCUAUACUUCAAGUCGGAGACUGGGUGUAUCCACUCGCAAAUAACCAGAUGCCGGUUUUGAAAUCUGCGAACGGUGCCUAUAUGUUCCCUAAGUGCACAGAAGAUGGAAUUCAAGAAGGGUACGCAAUAGGGGUCGUAAUUUCGAGCAAUGUGUCGAGAGAUUAUGUGGAAAUGUUUGAGAAUAUUCUUCAAACUUAUGCUGCUUUUCAAAUUGAAAAUCCAGACGAAGGAUUUGUUGAUUUAUCAGAAUUUAUUGGAGCAUUUUCAGAAGCGGAUGAUUACAUUCCGCCAAGCAUGAGUGACCGCAUGGCAGCAUCGGUAACAAAUGGAGCGACCGCUUUGUCCCAACAUGUCCGAAAUGGGACAGACUAUGCUACCAAUUUAGUUGAAAGCAGUGCAAACAAUAUUAAAGCAAAGUUGACCCCAGCAGAAGGGAAAGUAACGGUCAAUCCAUAUAUCAAAAGAGGCCUUGAAUAUACAUACAAUGCAGCUGAUACCACAGUCCGGGUGAAAAAUUGGUUGGUUCAGUGGUUAUGUUCGAUCACAACUUCAGUUGGUCAACAAGUUGCCCCAUAUUUCACGAAGGCAAUAGAAGAUAGCCCAGAAAAUACGAGCACUAAUGUGUACGGUGCGUUAAAAGUGGUGAAAUCGGGGCUUGCAGGAUUCGGUAAAAUCUGGACAGAACUGGAAAAAGCCGGCUCAACCAUUGCCCAAGCCGUUACCACAGCAACAGUUAAGAAUAUGGAAUAUAAAUAUGGACCAGAUGCAGCGGAAGCCACAAAUCUAGCCAUGGGGGCCGCAGUGAAUCUUGGAGCUACGGCAUUUGCACUUGAUAACUUGGGCACUAAGGUUAUAGCUGAUAUAGCAGCGAGUUGCGAUGAACAAAGAGUUGAAUAUAAAUCUGCAAAUGAAACGGUUUCUUUUCAUAACAGUUUUAAAGAUGAUCAGCAACCGGACAGUUUCAGAAAUAUCUGAUAUGCUCAAGUCUUUGUUUCUGUUCAAUCACAUUUAUCAGGGUAAAUUGAUGUCGGCCUAGCACAUCACAAUAAUGUCCUCAAUAUUUUAUCUAUUCUAUUAUCUAUAUUUCAAGUUUACCCAAAACAUUUGAUAAAUUGAUAAGCCGUAAUGAAACCUUCAAAAUGUAGAAGCUUACUCUACAAUUAUUCUGAAUCAAAGAGCAAACCCAAACAAAGAAUUGUGUAUUCUAGGGUUUGGAAUGUAUUUACGGCCUUGCUCAAGAAGUUAUUGCUACUAAGCCAAUUUGUAUACUACGCUCCGCUAUAUCAACCUUAGCAGUCGGUUUAACCACGAUCUUGCCUUACCAGAUGCUUAAUCAGUUCCGAAGAAGUUCCAUUUUCGUCAGUUACAGUAAAGUAUGAAAUAUAAUGGCUAUUAUAUCCUUUUUGCACUUAUAUAUAUAUAUAUAUAUAUGGGUGUUACUGCAAUUAUUUUUUUUAUAAAAUCUUAUCUGUAUUGUUUUGCAAUUGCAACAUAAAGACUGUUGAAAUUAAACCCUAUUAUAAUUAGCAAUCUCUUCAAAUAAAUACUUUAUACUUGUUAUAAAUGAAACGUUAUUGGGGAAUGAGCCAACCUUCAAAUCAAAUAUUUAAAGAGACAUUUCACUGAGUCUCUCUGGCUCAUUAUCAAUGGGGUCGUAUAUGGGUACUCCUGUAGUGUGUGUAUUGGGUUAGGCCAUAAUUUUAUUCAGAUUUUCCUUAGUAAACAUACCCCAUAGCUUUCAGUACCUACACACAACUUGAUGUAAACUUCAUAUUGGUACGCACACUUCUGGAGCGCCCAUUAAUGCCCUAUUUCAGAUUUGUAAGUUUUAAAAAUAAAUAUUUAUCUGAUAACUGUUCUUGUGUUUGAAAAAAUAUAUCAUGAUUGAGAUUUUUUUGUAAUUUAUUUAAUAGCAGAAGUGGUAGAAUUAAAAGGCGAAUAAUGUUUUUCGAAUACCGGAGGGGAAAAGAUGAAUUCAUUUAUUUGCUCAUUUUGGAAUAUCAAUCUCUUAUAUUUACUGAGACAAGAGCGAUUGAAUGCCUGAAACCUAGCUUUGAGCAAAAUUGUAAAAGAAAUAAUAGCAGAUAAAAAUUGGUU
This is a messenger RNA of Styela clava, 2924 nucleotides long. Its product is annotated as spartin-like. Gene Ontology annotation, biological process: cell division. The record is from RefSeq and is a predicted model, not a curated record. Gene Ontology annotation, cellular component: plasma membrane. Lineage: Eukaryota; Metazoa; Chordata; Ascidiacea; Stolidobranchia; Styelidae.